AUGUUGAGUAUCUCAGGAAUUAGCUUACGAUUUUGGGGCUUGACAGAAAUUCCGACGCUGUUUUUGGCCUUCACCUUGGCGGCAGUGAAAUUAGGCCUACUUCCUGGCGCAGGUGGUACCCAACGUUUACCAAAACUAGUGCCGAUCACCGAAGCCUUAAGUAUGAUGCUGACUGGAAAAGUUUUGCCCCCAGUCAAAGCAAAGAAAAUUGGUCUUAUUGAUCGUGUUGUGCAACCUAUUGGACCAGGAUUACGAUCCUUUGAAGAGAACAACUAUUAUUACUUGGAAAAAGUGAAAUUAGGCCUACUUCCGGGCGCAGGUGGUACCCAACGUUUACCAAAACUAGUGCCGAUCACCGAAGCCUUAAGUAUGAUGCUGACUGGAAAAGUUUUGCCCCCAGUCAAAGCAAAGAAAAUUGGUCUUAUUGAUCGUGUUGUGCAACCUAUUGGACCAGGAUUACGAUCCAUUGAAGAGAACAACUAUUAUUACUUAGAAAAAGUUGCAGUUGAAGCUGCACGACAACUCUCAGCAGGAGCAUUGAAAGCGGACAGGAAAGGAUCCUACUGGAAGCAGGCCAUGAAUCUUUUGCUCACAAAAACACCGCUGCUGAAGAGCGUGAUUUUGAAAAAAGCACGAGAAAAUGUAAUGAAAAUGACCAGUGGAAAUUACCCAGCACCGCUGAGAAUUCUGGAUGUUGUGGAAACUGGUCUAACAAGGGGACCUGACCAGGGCUACUUGGAGGAAUCGUUGUUGGCGGUAAUUGGCGCCGGUCUGAUGGGUAGUGGCAUAGCAAAUGUUUCCAUUGACAAAGGUAUUCAAACGUAUUUGGUGGAUAUGAACGAUAUAGCCAUAGCACGUGGCCAAAAUCACAUCCACAAGCACUACGAUGGGCUAGUGAAACGGCGUCGAAUCACGGAUUAUCAGCGACAUAAAUUUAUGGCAAAUCUCAAACCCACUUUUUCGUAUAGCGAUUUGCGCGAUUGCGAUGCUCUCGAAUCGGUCGUCCCAGAGCACUGUAUUAUUGCAUCAAACACUUCGGCACUUCCAAUUACCCAAAUUGCAUCAGUAUCCACGCGGCCGGAACGUAUCAUCGGGAUGCAUUAUUUUUCGCCGGUCGAAAAAAUGGAGCUCUUGGAAGUGAUAACAACAAAGAAGACGAGCAAAGAAACUAUUGCCAAAGCAGCCCAGUUGGGUUUGGCACAAAAUAAAUUAGUGGUUAUCGUAAAAGAUUGUCCAGGAUUUUUUGUUGUUCGCUGUCUAGCCCCAAUGAUGAGCGAAGCUGGCCGAUUGUUGCAAGAAGGUGUUUCACCGGAAGAAUUGGAUAAAAUAACGAAAGAUUAUGGUUUCCCGGUUGGCGCAGCAACCCUGAUGGAUGAAGUAGGCUUGGAUGUGUCACAACAUGUCGCCGAAUUUUUAGGACAAGAAAUGGUAGCAUCGGGCUUCAAAGGUCGCAAAUCCGGAAAAGGAUACUUCAUUUACGGAGGCUCCACGAAAUUUGGUUCUUUGUUUGGUAAAAAGAAGAAAGUGAAUGAAGCUGCGGCUAGGAUUCUUCAAAAGCACCGCCUGAAUCCUGUUGUGAAUAUGAGCAGUACGGCUGAUCGUCAACUUCGAAUUUUAUGCCGUUAUGUAAAUGAAGCUGCUCUUUGUCUCGAAGAAGGAGUUAUUUCAUCACCGUUGGAUGGUGAUACAGCUUCGGUGUUUGGCAUUGGUUUUCCGCCGUUCUGGGGUGGUCCAUUCCGGUUCAUCGAUUUAUACGGGGCCGAUAAACUUGUCCGCGAUAUGUCCGGCUACGCUGAAGCAUAUUCCUCGGAGCAAUUUGCACCAGCACAAAUAAUCCGGGAUCAUGCGAAACAACAUGUGAACUUUUAUCCCAAAUAA
Gongylonema pulchrum is the source of this 1878-nucleotide messenger RNA. The record is from the annotation of a GenBank genome assembly. NCBI's taxonomy places the organism in Eukaryota, Metazoa, Nematoda, Chromadorea, Rhabditida, Gongylonematidae.